Molecule: messenger RNA, 3564 nt
Organism: Hydatigera taeniaeformis
Lineage: Eukaryota; Metazoa; Platyhelminthes; Cestoda; Cyclophyllidea; Taeniidae
Source: the annotation of a GenBank genome assembly
AUGUUCAUCGUUGGCCUAGUUGCCAGUGCCCUGAUUGGCGUUUCUUCACCCUUGUCACUACUUUUCUUCUCUGACUUAGUCAAUGAUUUCACUUCUCCCACUCUAAGUGGCUUUGUAAGCGUCAUUCAGAGAAUGGCCAUAUUGGGUGCCGUUACUUUCGCAGUCGCCUACUUACAAAUGUUCUGCCUGCAGUUUUGCGCUCGGAGACAGGCAAGGCAGAUACGGUAUCUGUUCUUUUCAAGUGUUUUGAGCCAGGACGCGGCCUGGUUUGACACUGCUAAUGUGGGUGCUCUUAUAACUCGAUUGACCGAAGGAGUGGACAAGAUCGAGGCAGGGGUGGGUGAGAAGGCGGGUUUGUUUGUUCAGAACCUUUUUGUCUUCAUUGGUGGUGUGGUAAUCAGCCUAAUCAAGAACUGGGAACUGGCAUUGGUGUCGGCAGCCUUCUUUCCUCUUGUCGGUGCUUCCUUCGCUGCUGUGGGUUUCAUCGUGAGAAAGCUGAGCGCGAAGGAGCGCGCCGCCUACUCAAGAGCUAAUGGUAUUGCGGGAGAGGUGCUGGGAGCGGUGAAGACAAUUUUUGCGUUUGAAGGACAGGCGCGUGAAACUAAGCGUUAUUCGGAGGAGUUGUCGGAGGCGGAGAAUGUCGGACUGAAACGCUCCACCAUCUUCGGAUUUGUUUUAGGAGCAACAGAUGCGUCGAUCUACGUGUUGAUGGCAGUGACCUUCUACUACGGUAUCAUCAUGCUGGGACGUGGCACUUCUGACCCGGGCGAGAUUAUUCUGGUGGUGUUGGCAAUGCUUUUUGCUGGGGCUACUGUAGGUCAGGCUUUCCAGCAAUUCGAUUAUUUCAAUUUCGCCGUCACUGCCGCUGGCGAGCUCUUCCCUAUCAUCGACCGAGUUCCGCCCAUCGAUAAGAGACCCAACGACGAAAAGGUCCGUCUUUCAUCGGUCCGUUGUGACAUUGUCUUUGAGGAUGUAUGCUUCUCCUAUCCCACCCGCCCUGAAGUUCUUGUACUUGAUCACUUCUCGUGGCACCUGCGAUCAGGUCAAAAUCUCGCCAUUGUGGGCGCUAGUGGUUCGGGCAAAAGCACGCUCAUUCAACUGCUGCAGCGGCUUUACGAUCCUGACUCUGGUCGCAUCACAAUCGAUGGUGUCGAUUUGCGCGAUCUUGAUCUCGCGUGGUGGCGGUCCUGCGUAGGAGUGGUGUCGCAAGAGCCCACUCUUUUCUCAGGCUCGUUGAUGGAGAACAUCUCUUUGGGAAAACCAGAUACGAGUUUGGUUGAAGUGGAAGCAGCUGCCAGGCUGGCUCAUGCCCAUGAUUUUAUCUCGAAGCUACCCGAGGCAUACGAGACCGUAUUCGUGGCACAGGAUGGGGGAGGGGGCAUGUCUGGAGGUCAGAAGCAGCGUGUGGCGAUUGCGAGAGCUCUUAUUCGAGAUCCGAAGUUGCUGCUGCUAGAUGAAGCGACGUCUGCGUUGGACACGAAAUCGGAGAAAACGGUACAGGUGGCAUUGGGUGAGGCGAAGAGAGGAAGGACUACAGUGACGGUGGCGCAUAGACUUUCGACAGUGCGAGAUGCUGAUGUAAUUUUGGUGAUGGAGAAAGGACGCGUGGUGGAGGCAGGCAGUCAUGAGGAGCUGAUGGCGCGGGCUGGAGUUUAUGCCAAUUUGGUGAUGCGUGGACUAAAGGAAAAGAGCGAUGAAUCGGACGAGGACAUCGGUGACGACGACAAUGUUGAGGAGAUCAUUAGAGCUGCUCAGCAGGAUCAGGAAAAAGGUGAUCAAGUGCCCGCUGAAGAUGGUGAUUUUGAAGGCAAGACGGUCUGGUCCUCACUGAGUGAACCGUUUGAAGAUAUGGUGGUGGGGAAGAAACCUAACACCUUCUUGGAAGUUUUGCGAUUGAACGCACCGGAGAGAUGGUACAUAGUCUUGGGUUGCAUCACCUCGGUCUUGAUUGGUGGAACGCAGGCUGCUUUUGUUAUCGUUUACACGGAGAUGUACGAUAUCUUUCUUGUAAACGAAACUCAAGCACGUCUUGACCGCACUUCUGUCAUUUGUGGUGCUUUUGGUGGCCUAGCCGCUCUCCGCCUCAUCUGCUACACUAUUAACGAGGUUGGAUGGUUUGACAAGCCAGAGAAUCAGCCAGGCGCCCUGACAGGCAGGCUGGCAGCUGAUGUGCCAACGUUGCAGAACUUGACGAGUCGUAGGUUGGCAUCCAUGUUGGAGACAUUCGUUCUCAUUGUCGCUUCUCUCUUCAUCGGGUUCUUCUUCAGUUGGCAAAUCGCCCUUGUCUCCCUUGCCUACUUCCCUAUUCUAGUCAUUGCUGGUGCAUUUGAGAUGCAGACUUGGAGUGCAGAGGUGGCCCAGAAGAGUGUUAAAGGUGCAUCUGUGGCACAAGAAGUCUUCUCUACCUCCAAAACUGUCUCGGCGUUGCAGGCUGAGAAGCACUUUGCUGAAAAAUACGCCAGCCAGGCUCUUCUCUCAUACUCCCAAAUCCUCAAAGGUGUGGCACGCUAUGCUUUGGUGAAUGCCAUCGCUAAUUCACUGAUGGCCUUCGAAUUCAGCGGUGUCUUCUAUCUGGGUGGAAUUCUUCUCGAAAGAGGCGACAUUACCAUAUUACAGCUUUGGCGAUCCUUCUCCUCCAUCAGUUUUGCAGCCUCCAGCCUCGGCUACGCGGCGUCCUUCGCUCCCGACGCCAAGAAGGCGUCAAAAGCGGCGAAAGCCAUUUUCGACAUCAUUCAUCGUCAGCCCCAUCUGCAGCCUGACUACGGCGACUUUCCCCACUGCUCUUUCACAGGGAAUCUCGUUUUCAACAACCUUAGUUUCCGCUAUCCCACGCGCAAGCAGGUUUCCGUUCUCAAGGGUUUCACGUUCAAGGUCCCUCCAGGCAAGAGCGUCGCUCUUGUUGGUCAGUCUGGCUGCGGAAAAUCAACUGUCCUUCAGCUCGUCCAACGCUUUUAUGAUCCCUCUAACACAGACUUCACCGAGGGUGUCAUUUUCGAUGGCGCUAAUGCUCGUUCCCUUGCACCCAACUGGAUUCGUCGGCAAAUCGGUGUGGUGUCACAGGAGCCCAACCUCCUUGAUCUCUCCAUCCGAGAGAACAUAGCCUAUGGUCUCAACUACCGUUUGGAGGAGGCAGGAGACGCGAUGUCUGGUAUACCCAUGGAGGUGAUAAUCGAAGCGGCUAAACAGGCCAACGCGCACGACUUCAUCACCAACUUGCCGGAGCAAUAUGAAACACGGGUGGGAGCGCGAGGAUGCAGAUUGUCUGGAGGGCAGAAGCAGAGAAUCGCAAUAGCCAGAGCAUUGGUUCGGAAUCCACAACUACUGGUGUUGGACGAGGCGACAGCAGCGUUGGAUAAUGAGAGUGAAAGGGUAGUGCAGGCAGCUCUGGACAAGGCGAUGAAGAAGGGCGGACGGACGUGUUUGGUGGUGGCCCAUCGACUCACUACAGUAGAAGCCUGUGAUAUGGUGGUGGUAUUAGAGCACGGGAAAGCAGUAGAGUGGGGCACACCGAGUGCUUUGCUGGAGGCGAAGGGAGCCUACUAUGCUCUGUACAAUGCAGUGUAG